Molecule: messenger RNA, 1710 nt
Organism: Penicillium soppii
Lineage: Eukaryota; Fungi; Ascomycota; Eurotiomycetes; Eurotiales; Aspergillaceae
Product: ankyrin repeat domain-containing protein
Exons: 1
Coding region: 1-1710 (569 amino acids)
Biological process (GO): protein localization to ciliary inversin compartment
Cellular component (GO): ciliary inversin compartment
Molecular function (GO): protein binding
Source: RefSeq, a predicted model, not a curated record
AUGUCUAACCUCUAUCCAUGGGAGGCGACGAUCUUGCUCGCCGCCACAAGUGGACAGACUGCAAAAAUUCAACAGCAACUAGAAAAUGGCGUGCAUGUUGACACCCGGGACAUGGAGCACGGACGGACUUGUUUAUCUUGGGCAGUUGAGCAGAGAUAUGCUGAUGCUGUACAUCUGCUCCUUCGGUGGAAAGCCGAUCCCAAUGUUCAAGAUGGAUUGGGCCGCACACCCCUUUUACAAGCAAUUGAGAACGGCAACGAAGAUAUCGUCAAGCAACUACUGGACGCUGGCGCAAGUCUUGAGCUAGCUGAUUUUCAGGGCCAGUCACCGUUGAUUGUGGCAGCUAAAGAGGGGUUUGAAUCUUUGGUCAACAUUUUGCUCAAUGCUGGAGCUAAUCCCGACUCGCGAGACUGGCACUACGGCGGGACGCCUUUAUCAUGGUCGGCAAGAAAAGGAUAUGCGAACAUCGUACAGGUCUUGCUAGAUCACAAUGCCACGGUGGAUGCGAAAGAUGAAAGCAACCGGACUCCGUUGGCCUGGGCAGCAAGAAAAGGUCAUGCGCAAAUUGUCAAAUUGCUCUUGUCACAAGAUGCUCGCACAGAUGUCCAAGAUUGCGAUAAGAAUACCGCUUUCGAAUCUGCGUUUGAGCGUGGGCAUGAUGCUAUUGUUCAGCACCUGACAGGAAAGUCCAUUCAAGAGAUCAAUGACAACUUAGCUUCACAGUCCCCGGCUGUCAAGUUAGAAAACCUGCGCGAGUUGUUCAAAAGAUCAGUUAAGCCGAAAUUUGAUCUUCACAACCCUGAAGACGGCGAAGUCCUGGUAUGGGCCAUUCAAAACAACCGCGAAGAGGACGCACUUCUCCUGAUUGAACAAGGAACAGACCUAAAUUACCGAGACGAAAAAGGAACAACCGCUCUUAGUUCGGCUUCAAGCUGUGGUCUCUUAGACGUGGUGAAGUCUUUGCUAGAAGCCAAUGUCAAUCCAGACUCGGUGGAUCAGGAUGGUUGGACUCCGCUCAUGGCAGCCGCUGAAAGAGGUCAUUCUCAGGUGGUCCGGUUUCUUUUAGAGAAGCAAGCCGAUGUGAACUGGAGAAGCCACGACGAAAUGACACCUAUACUAUGUGCAUCAGGUGAAGCGGUCGCGGCGCUGCUUUUGGAUGCGGGGGCAGACCCAAAUGACGCGGACAUGAAUUGCAGGACUCCAAUCACGUAUGCUGCUGAGAAUGGAGAUGAAUCGUUGGUCUUACUGUUGUUGGAAAGAGGCGCCUUGCUAGAUGAAGGCCAGGAGUGUUCGCCUUUGAUGACUGCUAUUAGCCAACACAAUGAGGCUUUUGUGAGACUGCUCCUCGAAAAGGGAGCGGAUCCGUACUCUGAUGAGUAUAGCUGCUGCGAAUAUCCUCCCAUCAGAUAUGCAGCGGAUCUUAACCAGCUUGAGAUAACAAAGCUUCUCUUGGAGAAAGAUGCUGCAUCCGCUGAUAUGAAAAAAGAUCAUAUUCUCCGAGCUAUCGAUUCCGCCUGUGAGAACAACAGUAACGACAUGGUUGAUUUGUUAAUAAAUCAACUUUCCUCCGGUUGCAAAGGUGAUGAUGGUCUGAAAAAGGAGCUACUGGAGCUUGCUGAGAACGUCUUCGAACAAUAUGGAUAUGACCGACUCAUCAAUUGGCUCAACACGAGCAUGAAGAAGCUUCAGUUGGAACCUAAUGAGCACUGA